GCGCGUGUGUGACAGCGCCGGGGGCGGCGCGUGAGGAGGCGGGCGGGGGGCGCGCGUGCGCGUGUGUGCAAGGAUGAGUGUGUCUGCACGCGGCGGGGGGGGCAGGCGCGUGCACGCCGGGGCACGUGUGUGAGUGUGAGCACACAAGCGUGUGAGCCGGGACAGCGUGUGCGUGCGUGCAUGUGUCUAUGUGCAGCUUGCGUGGGUGGCAGGUGGACUGGUGUGUGCACACGCAUGGCGCACAUAUGUGCUCGCAUGUCGGGAGGCUCUGUGUGUGCGCGUGUGUUCCCCUCCCCCUCCGCCCCCCCAGCCCUGUGUGGGUGAGCGCACAUGCGUGUGGUGCGGUGCCUGCCGGCUGUGUGCUGCUGCCGGGUGUGCCAGGCCCACUCACCCCUGGCCGCUCCGCUCCGCUCCGCUCCUUACCUAGCUGAAGUGGCAGCUGCUUGGUGUGAGUGCGUGUGCAGGUGUGUGAGACAGUUGGGUGUACGUGUGUGUGUGUGUGUGCGCGCGUGCAGCCGUGCCUGUUGGAGGGGGGGGCUGUCAUGCGGUGGUGUGAGUGUGCAUGCAUGCGGUCGUGUGUCAGUGCAUGUGCUUAGGAUGCGUCUUGGUGCAUGGGGUAGUGUAACCGUGUGUGCGUGUGUGUAGGUGUGCAUGCGUGGGUGCCUGUGGUGGUGCGAGUGCAUCUGCCUGGGUCUCUGGAUGGGGGGUGGCAUGCAGGGUUGCCUGUGUGUGCGCUCGUGCCUCCAUGUGUGUAGUAGGGCAUGUAGGGGUGCGUGAAUGCCUGUGUGUGCCUGCCUGCAAGGUGGGGUGUGUGCGUGUGUGUGUGUGCCCAUGUGCAGCAUGCACAGGAUUGCAUGUGUGGUGGUGGGGGGACGUAUGUGUGGUUGUGUAAGCGUCCGUGUCUGGGUCUGAGGCAGUGUGUCAGUACGGCUAUAGCUGUGCAGGGUGUGUCGCGGGGUCGGGGGGAGGCUGCAUACAGUUGUGUGUGUGUGCGUGUGCAUGUGUGAAUAGAGCCAUGUGAGCGUGUACCCAUGCCUGCCCAGGCGGGGACCGGCGUCCAAGGCGUGUGACCCAGGCGAUGUGGGGCGGGGUGGGUGCAACCCACGUGCCCCCAGGCGGCGGGGGGCUGCCGCCCGCGGGAUGGGGGGCCCGCGGCGCCCGGGACCCGGGGUUCCUGUCCGUGCCAGGCAGCCGGAUGAGCAUGGAGGAGGGUGCCAGGACUGCCAUUGCUGAUUAUCACGUGAGCCGCUCCAGGAGGAAGAGUGUCCCUGGAGGGAAGCAAUACAGCAUCAACAUGGAUGCGCCCCCUGCUCCCCCCUUCAGGCCCUCGCAAGGCUUCCUGAGCCGGCGCCUGAAGAGCUCCAUCAAGCGGACAAAGAGCCAGCCCAAGCUUGACCGGACCAGCAGCUUCCGUCAGAUCCUGCCCCGGUUCCGCAGCGCUGACCAUGACCGAGCCCGCCUCAUGCAGAGCUUCAAGGAGUCGCACUCACAUGAGUCCCUGCUGAGCCCCAGCAGUGCAGCCGAGGCCCUGGAGCUGAACCUGGAUGAGGACUCCAUCAUCAAGCCCGUGCACAGCAGCAUCCUUGGCCAGGAGUUCUGUUUUGAGGUCACCACCGCCUCUGGCACCAAGUGCUUUGCCUGCCGCUCAGCUGCAGAACGCGACAAGUGGAUUGAGAACCUGCAGCGUGCUGUGAAGCCCAACAAGGACAAUAGUCGGCGGGUGGACAAUGUGCUGAAGCUGUGGAUCAUCGAGGCGCGGGACCUCCCCCCAAAGAAGCGAUACUACUGCGAGCUGUGCCUGGAUGAUAUGCUCUACGCCCGCACCACUAGCAAGCCUCGGGCUGACAAUGUCUUCUGGGGGGAACACUUUGAGUUCAACAACCUGCCAGCCGUGCGCACCAUCCGCCUGCAUGUCUACAAGGACACCGACAAGAAGCGCAAGAAGGACAAGAGCAACUAUGUGGGCAUGGUCAGCAUCCCCAUUGCCAGUGUCACCGGGCGCCACUUUGCUGAGCAGUGGUACCCGCUCAGCCAGCCCAGUGGCAGCAAGGCCAAGGCUGGCUGCCCAGCCCUGCGGGUCAAGAGCCGCUUUCAGACCAUGAGCAUCCUGCCCAUGGAGCUUUACAAGGAGUUCGCCGAGUAUGUCACCAACAACUACCGCAUGCUCUGUGCUGUCCUUGAGCCUGUCCUCAGCGUCAAGAGCAAAGAGGAGGUGGCCUGUGCCCUCGUCCACAUCCUCCAGAGCACUGGCAAAGCUAAGGAUUUUCUCUCAGACAUGGCCAUGACGGAAGUGGACCGGUUCAUGGAUCGGGAGCACCUGAUAUUCCGGGAAAACACCCUCGCCACGAAAGCCAUAGAGGAGUAUCUGAAACUCAUCGGCCAGAAAUACCUCAAGGAUGCCAUUGGCGAGUUCAUUCGGGCGCUGUAUGAGUCUGAGGAGAACUGCGAGGUUGACCCCAUGAAGUGCUCAGCCUCCACUCUGGCCGACCACCAGGCCAACCUGCGCAUGUGCUGUGAGCUAGCCCUCUGCAAGGUCGUCAACUCCCACUGUGUAUUCCCCCGGGAGCUGAAGGAAGUGUUUGCUUCUUGGCGUCUGCGCUGUGCGGAGCGGGGCCGGGAGGACAUCGCUGACCGGCUGAUCAGCGCCUCACUCUUCCUGCGCUUCCUGUGCCCAGCUGUCAUGUCGCCCAGCCUCUUUGGACUCAUGCAGGAGUACCCUGACGAGCAGACGUCUCGCACUCUCACCCUCAUUGCCAAGGUCAUCCAGAACCUGGCCAACUUCACCAAGUUUGGCAGCAAGGAGGAAUACAUGGCAUUCAUGAAUGAGUUCCUGGAGCUGGAGUGGGCCAGUAUGCAGCAAUUCCUGUAUGAGAUCUCCAAUCUGGACACGCUCACCAACAGCAGCAGCUUUGAGGGCUACAUUGACCUGGGUCGCGAGCUCUCCACGCUGCAUGCCCUCCUCUGGGAAGUCCUGCCCCAGCUCAGCAAGGAAGCCCUCAUCAAGCUGGGCCCCCUGCCCCGUCUGCUGAACGACAUCAGCGUCGCCCUCAGGAACCCACACAUCCAGCGGCAGCCGAGUCACCAGGGUGAGCGGCUGCAGCCUAAGCCCCUGGUCUUGCGGGGCCCUUCAGCUGAUGUCCAGCCCUAUGUUGUGCGCGACCUCAACAGCUCUGUCGAUCUCCAGCCCUACAUGGUGCGGGGCCUCAACAGCUCCAUGGACAUGACCCGGUUGCCUUCGCCCACCAAGGAGAAAGGGGGGAAAGACGUGUUCUUUGUGACGCGCCCGCCCCUGGCCCGUUCCUCCCCAGCAUACUGCACCAGCAGCUCGGACAUCACUGAGCCUGACCAGAAGAUGCUGAGCGUGAACAAGAGCGUCUCGAUGCUGGACCUGCAGGACAGCCGCAUGAACAGCGUUUCCAACCUGCAGAGCGUUGGUGACCUGCUCAACAGCAGCCAGGCCUCCAUCACCGCUGCCAUGGGGCUCCGGCCCAGCCGCCUCUCCCAGGGCAGUGGCUCCAGCAUCGCUGCUGGCCUGCGUCUCAGCCAGAUGGGGGUCACCACCGACGGGGCCCCAGCCCCGCAGCUCAGGGUCCCCCUCUCCUUCCAGAACCCCCUCUUUCACAUGGCCUCGGAUGGGCCAGCUGCUCCACCCCCGCACCGCCCCUCCGAGGGCAACCCCGACACCUUCGCGCCCUUCCAUGGGUACAGCAAGAGCGAGGACCUGUCGGCCAGCAAGCACAUCAUUCACAGCCACAGCUACAGCGACGAGUUCACUCGCCAGGGCUCCGAGUUCACUAAACGCCAGCUCUCCCUGCAGGAGAACCUGCAGAACAUGCUCACCCCGCCCCAGAUCACCAUUGGGCCCCAGCCCCAACCCCCGCCUCGGCCCCCGCCUCAGCCCCAGGCCCCACUCCAGCGUGGCAAGUCACAGCAGCUCACUGUCAGUGCUGCCCAGAAGCCCCGGCCUUCCAGUGGGAACCUGCUCCAGUCUCCCGAGCCCACCUAUGGGCCUGCCCGCUCCCGCCAGCAGUCGGUCACAAAGGACACGUCCUCCUCCGCCCUCAAGCCAACCAUCACCAAGCAGCCAUCACACACACCCUCGACACUGAACCCUGUGAUGCCAGCCUCGGAGCGGACGGUGGCCUGGGUGUCCAACAUGCCGCACCUGUCGGCUGACAUCGAGAGCUCCCACAUUGAGCGCGAGGAGUACAAGCUAAAAGAGUACUCCAAGUCCAUGGAUGAGAGCCGGCUGGACCGGGUGAAGGAGUAUGAGGAGGAGAUCCACUCACUGAAGGAGCGGCUGCACAUGUCGAACCGCAAGUUGGAGGAGUACGAACGGCGCCUGCUCUCGCAGGAGGAGCAGACCAGCAAGAUCCUGCUGCAGUACCAGCAACGCCUGGAGCAGAGUGAGAAGCGCCUGCGCCAGCAGCAGGCCGAGAAGGACUCCCAGAUCAAGAGCAUCAUUGGCAGCCUGUCCCUGCAGGUUGAUGCUGGUGGAGGAGGAGCUGCGCAGGGAUCACUCGGCCGUCCACGACGUCUCCGAGUCCCGGAAACGCCUGCUCGACGCUCAGCUGCUCAUCAGGUAACUCUCUCUGACUCUGCUUUUGUCACGUGGAGGGAUCGGGGUGUCUCUCGCCGCUCGGUCACAGACCAGGAGAGGCAGCUUUCCGCCGUGGGUGCAGCAGACUCGCGUGUGAGCGGCGCCCUGGGGCCGCCCUGGAACGGGAUGCUGCCCGCCCAGCCCCCGCCUCCGCCCCCGCGACUCCAGAUCACGGAAAAUGGAGAGUUCCGCAACACCGCUGCUGAGCACUAGCCACUGCCCCCGCGGGAUGUGGCGCCGGGCCCCGCGCCGGGCGGACCCUCCCUGCCCGCCGCUGCCGCCCGCACGCCCGCCCGCGGCUCUGGGGGCGCAGCAGAGACCCUGGCCGGGACAUGGCGCCCUCCCCCUCGGCCCCCGCAUCGCAACCGAGCAAGCAAGCAAAUAAACCCGCCCUCUUCUGGGGGGAGGGGCCCCCCACUCCUGCCCCCCUUUGCGCACCAGCCCCUGCCCUGCCCCUGCCCCUGCCCCAGCCCCCCAUCACGCCGUCCCUCGGGGAACGGUGCGACUCUUCAAACACAACUUCAGGGUGUUUUAUAGCAGGACACAGAUGACAAUCUUACAUCCACCCCUCCCCACCACCUGCCCCGACGCUCUCCCCUUGGCCCCCCCACCCCUCGUCUAUCUCAGGAGUGCCCCCUACCCCAUGGCAGACUGUCCAUUGAGUUGCCCCCUGGGGGCCCAGGUGUCUAUGCCUUGGCCGGGGGCGAAACACCCCACCCACCCCACUGCCUCUGAGCUGCCUCAUUGCUGGGGCAUGGGGGAGUGUAGCGCCAGGCUGAGCCCCAGGGAGACUGCCUGGGGUGAAGCUGUGGGCUUUGGGGGGUUGUGAGACCUGCCAGGGGGGCCUGGCUGGCUCCGGCUCCCCUGGGCAUGGGGCGGGAAGAGGGUCCUGAUUCUGCCCCUGCCCCCCCAGCAAUGGGGAGUGUGGGGACAGGUGCCCGUGGCUGGACCGAGGAUCCUAGCACUGAGGCCCUGGGUCCUGUCCCUGCCCCUGCCCCAAGAUUCCCCUGCAAACCUGCCCCCGCCCCUUCCCUGCAAGGCAGGGUGACCCCCGUCCCUGGGGAGCCUCCCCUCUUGCUGGGGGCAGUGCUGGGCUCUGCCCCCGGCUCGCCCUGCCACCCCUGCCCCGCCUGGCGCCGGUGUGGGGGGAGGAGGGUCUCCCACGCCGCCGCCUGCCCCAGCCCUGCUUUCUGUGCUCUCUACUCCGACAAAGGGCUUUGCCUGCUCAGCGCCCACCCGCCCGCGGCCUGGCCAGCGCCCCCGGCCCCCGGACACGGACACUGGGCUGUAGCUGCCUGGGGGAGACGGGGCACCACGGGAGGGGCUUUCUCGUUCUUUCUUUCUUUUCUUUCUCCGUUUCCUCCCGGUCUCGAGACGCCCCAGGCCCUGCCCCACGGGGCGAACGUGGGGGCAGGGGGGGAACGCGACCACCGACCAACCAACGGGAAAUCUUGAAGAAGCCAUUUCUCUGCCCACCCGCCAGCGCGGGCACGGGCCCUGGGUGGGGGUGGGGGUGGGGGGCGCCGGUCCUACCCCCUGGCCUGAGCACGGAGAACUGGAGGGGGCCUGUUGUGGCUGUUCGCCGUCGUGCUAUGGUCCGACCUGCUGGGUGAAUGUGUUCAGCGCAGUGAUUGUACUGGGUGUUUCUUUGCUGUUUCUGUGUCUCUAUUUCAGACUCCCGGCUAGGGCCACCCUCGCCCUUCACCGGCCCCCAGCCCCUCCUCCCUGUGGUCCAUAUUUCUUUUGUAAGGCCUCACGCCUGCCCUCCCUCCACCGCCCUCCCCCCCCCCCCCAUCCCGGACGAGGGCGGCGCCGUGAUAUUUAUACGUAUUAAUUAUUAUUAUUAUUAAUGAUUAUUAUUAUUAUAUAAAAGUUUGUACAUAUGUGAAAUUUUCUCGGCUCCCGCCCCUCCACCCGGCCGCGCUGCCCCUCUCCCCUGCCCGUCCCUGGGCUGGGUGCUGUAAUUACCACCGGAUUUGUACUGUACAUAGACCUCUCUGGACCUCACUCUCUGUACAUAGCCCGCCUGCCCCCCCCGCCCCGGGAAGGGAGCUCAGGUGUGAGCCCGGCGCCCGCUGGUGCCCCCGGGCCUCUCUCUUCUUUUCUUUUUAUUAUUCCGCCCCCCCGGCCCUUUUCUUUCUUUCUUUCUUUCUCUUUCUUUCUUUCCUUUUUUUUCUGGAGUGUGUGGUGACAACAUCGGAAACAAAUGAAAAUGUUUAAUAAAAAGCGAUUGUUCUUUUA
Alligator mississippiensis (American alligator) is the source of this 6841-nucleotide messenger RNA. It is a transcript of the gene SYNGAP1, whose product is annotated as synaptic Ras GTPase activating protein 1. The record is from RefSeq and is a predicted model, not a curated record. Gene Ontology annotation, biological process: regulation of GTPase activity; negative regulation of Ras protein signal transduction. The transcript is spliced from 18 exons. The coding region runs from base 1079 to 4813 and encodes 1244 amino acids. Lineage: Eukaryota; Metazoa; Chordata; Crocodylia; Alligatoridae.